Messenger RNA from Bactrocera dorsalis (oriental fruit fly), 913 nucleotides. RefSeq lists its product as uncharacterized. NCBI's taxonomy places the organism in Eukaryota, Metazoa, Arthropoda, Insecta, Diptera, Tephritidae. Bases 178 to 741 code for a protein of 187 amino acids. The transcript has a single exon. The record is from RefSeq and is a predicted model, not a curated record.
UUUUUAAUAUUAGUUAUAGAAAUUUUAAUAAAAAAGCUUUGAAUUAUUUCCACAUGUUAACACUCGUAAUGCCUAACCUUGUUGCAGGGUACUUUAAAAACAAACAAGCGCCAUUCAUUGUUAUUGCAAAAUUCUUCUACAGUAGGUAAAUCGUGUGCUUUGAAUUGAUUAGCAAAAAUGUCUAUAAAAGAUGAAACUGUAAUUCCUAGCGAUGAAAGGAAUGUUGAGAUAAAGGCUAGAGUUGGCAGUGAUGAAGAAUUCCAACGUCGAGUUCAAGUAGCGCGCGAACUGACGAAAUCAACCGGCGAAUUACUGGUGCAGAAGGAUGUGUUCUUCAAUAUUUUAGACGAUAGUAAAGGUGGUAGAUUUAAACUACGCUACCUACAGCCACCUACACCUUCACAACUUAUUUACUAUGUACGACCCAAUAAGACCGGACCAAAACUGUCGACAUUUAACAGAGUAGAUGUAGAUGAUCCCGCAUUGCUGGAGAAGAUUUUGGCCCAAAGUAAUGGAGUGAAAGGGACGUUGGAAAAGGAGAGAUACCUAUUUCUACAUGAUCAAACUCGUAUACAUAUGGAUAAAGUGAAACAUUUGGGAAAUUUUAUGGAAUUCGAAGUAUGCCUACGACCGGAUCAAACAGUGGAAGAGGGACAAAGAAUAGCUGAUGAAUUGAUGAAGGUGUUUAAUAUACGCGAUGAAGACUUGAUGACUGGUGCAUACUUUGAUGAACUUAAUUAGAUGGAAAUGUAAAAGACCGUGUGUUUGAAAUAUGUAUUCUUGCGAUUUAUUUACCUUAUGUUAUUGGUUAUACUAUAUUAUUGUAACAAUAUACUCUUAAAUACUUAAAAUAAUAUUAUACUAAGCAUUGUGUCUAAUUUGAUUUAAUAAAUAUAUAAAUGCAAAAGUGAAA